GAGGGUUGGCGACACUUUGGCAUAGAUUGACUUAUACAGCCAUGAAUUACCAACCUCAUAUGUGUGCAUGGAUGUUGAAGUGGCCGAUUAAAAUCCGUACCUUUCCAUCCUGGCCGAGUUGGUGGUUUAUUAAGGGUCUUUGAAACCCAACCACCUGUGAGCAAGCAUGAGGGGGUAAAACCGGGAGGGCGGUAGCGCAAAAAGUGCGUCAAAUCGUCCGGUUCAAAUUGCGUCAUGCAAAGGGAGCGCAGCGCGCCUUCUCAAUCUCCACCUCCUGAACCUUCCCCGUGCACCAUUACCCUCAUCGGGACCACAACAAUUGGCAUGGGAAUGAGGAGGCAACAGUCCAUCCCGUCAGGGCUCAAAUCGGGCAACAGGACCCCUCGUUUCCUUAGUUAGGUGGGUGAAUUCGCAUGACCGUUGGUUUCUUGCGUCGCCUUUCUGAGAUCCUGUGAGCAAUCUAGCCAAACAUAUAAAAGAGCGGUGUGGAUUGAAGUUCCAUAUCAGUUGGUUCUUAAAUCAGAUCAUCUUUAGACAAUCAAAAACAACAAUCAUGCUCUCAAAGAUCCUUUGUCUCUCAGCCUUGGCUACUGUUGCCAUGUCUGACGACGCCCCCUACAAACCACCUCAGAGAAGCUAUAAACCCGCCCCUUCUCCAUCUUACCAGCCUGCUCCCAAGCCCACUUCCUACAGUCCUACUCCGUCUUAUCAGCAACCAAAAUCGAGCUAUCGACCCGCUCCGGCUUACAAGGCUGAGCCCAGUUACAAGCCCGCUCCCACCCCGGCCUACAAGCCUGCCCCCACCCAAAGCUACAAACCGGAGCCUAGUUACAGCCGACCCGCUUCUUACAAGCCCACUGCAUCCUACCAGCCCAACUCUUAUGAAGAACCCAAAUAUGAAGACCAUGAGGCUAAAUAUGCUUAUCAAUAUUCGGUCCUUGAUGAAUACUCCAACAACAAUUUCGCACACAGUGAGAGUCGUGAGGGUUACAAAACCAAUGGCGAGUAUCGUGUUGCUCUCCCUGAUGGCCGUACACAGAUUGUCACCUAUACUGCCGAUGAAAAUGGUUAUGUCGCUGAUGUGAAGUAUGACGGUGAGGCCCAGUACCCCAAAUACGAACCUCAACAAGGUUACAAGGCUAAGCCCCAAGGAUACCAACCCGCUCCAUCACCGUCUUACAAACCUGCCCCUGCUCCUUACAAGCCUACCCCUGCUCCUUACAAGCCCGCCCCUGCUCCUUACAAGCCCGUAGAAUGA
Molecule: messenger RNA, 1258 nt
Organism: Tigriopus californicus
Lineage: Eukaryota; Metazoa; Arthropoda; Copepoda; Harpacticoida; Harpacticidae
Product: adhesive plaque matrix protein-like
Exons: 3
Coding region: 554-1258 (234 amino acids)
Cellular component (GO): extracellular matrix
Source: RefSeq, a predicted model, not a curated record